Messenger RNA from Parnassius mnemosyne (clouded apollo), 828 nucleotides. The record is from the annotation of a GenBank genome assembly. Lineage: Eukaryota; Metazoa; Arthropoda; Insecta; Lepidoptera; Papilionidae.
AUGCCUGGAAUACGAAAAUAUCGACGUGACACCACCGAAGUCAGCUGUUGUUUAAAAUAUGUGAUAUUUGGAGUCAAUGUAUUAUUCUGGUUUGUUGGUCUUAUUAUAUUAGCUGUUGGUAUUUGGGCAUGGAUGGAAAAAGACACAUUCAGCAAUCUCUCAAGAUUGACUAAUAUAGCACUAGAUCCAGUGUUUAUACUGAUAUGUGUUGGAACAAUUACCUUUAUAAUUGGUUUCACAGGCUGUGUUGGUGCCUUGCGUGAGAAUACCUGCCUUUUGGCUUGCUAUGCAGUUUUUCUGGCGCUAUUAUUAUUAGCAGAAAUGACAACAGGAAUUCUAUUUUUCGUUUUCAAAGAUUGGAUUAAGCAGCAAGCUACAAGUGGUUUCCAGUCUUUUAUAGCGCAUUACAGAGAAGACCCUGAUCAACAGAAUCUAAUUGAUUGGAUACAAGGAGAGUGGCUACAAUGUUGUGGUGUGGAAGGGCCUCGAGAUUGGGAUCGAAAUGCUUACUUCAACUGUUCAAGUGGUGCAGUAGGUUCUCGUGAGGCCUGUGGAGUGCCUUUCAGCUGCUGUCGCAGCAAACCACAGGACAUUAUUAUAAAGAAUAAGCAGUGUGGAUACGACGUUAGGAAGCCUACCUAUAGUUUUGACAUUGCUAAAAUAAUAUAUGACAAAGGCUGUUUAGAAGCCGCCGAGGAGUGGUUUGACCGUAACCUGUUGAUUGUAGCCACAUCUGCUGUUUGUACCGCUUUUGCACAAAUCCUGGGGAUUUGCUUCGCACAGAACCUCCGAGCCGACAUAUUUGCGCAGAAGUCAAAAUGGCACUGA